AUGGAGCAGGGCAGCAACCGCCUGGAUGACUUCCCGCUCAAUGUGUUUUCUGUCACCCCCUACACGCCCAGCACUGCCGACAUCCAGGUGUCGGAUGACGACAAGGCAGGGGCCACCUUGCUCUUCUCAGGCAUCUUCCUGGGACUGGUGGGGAUCACGUUCACCGUCAUGGGCUGGAUCAAAUACCAAGGUAUCUCCCACUUUGAAUGGACCCAGCUCCUGGGACCCAUCCUGCUGUCAGUGGGGGUGACGUUCAUCCUGAUAGCUGUGUGCAAGUUCAAAAUGCUCUCCUGCCAGCUGUGCAAAGAGAGCGAGGAGCGGGUCCUGGAUGCCGAGCAGAUGGCGGGAGGACAGUCAUUUGUCUUCACUGGUAUCAACCAACCCAUCACCUUCCAUGGGGCCACUGUCGUGCAGUACAUCCCUCCCCCUUAUGGCUCUCAGGAGCCCACUGGAAUGAACACCACCUACUUGCAGCCCAUGGUGAACCCCUGUGGCCUCACACCGCCUGUAGGAGCCGCCGCCCCAAGCCCGCCUCAGUACUACACCAUCUACCCCCUAGAGAAUGCUGCCUUUGUCGACGACCAGGACUACUCUUCUCUCGUGGCUGGUAGAAGUAUCAGAGCUGGUCCUCAUGCCGGGCAACUGGAGGAGACACCACCUUACGAGGACUCUGCCUGCUUCUCUCCUCCUCCCUAUGAGGAAAUAGACGUCCCCCCUCACCCUCGCUAG
Condylura cristata (star-nosed mole) is the source of this 729-nucleotide messenger RNA. It is a transcript of the gene TMEM174, whose product is annotated as transmembrane protein 174. Lineage: Eukaryota; Metazoa; Chordata; Mammalia; Eulipotyphla; Talpidae. The record is from RefSeq and is a predicted model, not a curated record. The transcript has 2 exons. The coding region runs from base 1 to 729 and encodes 242 amino acids.